Messenger RNA from Brassicogethes aeneus, 4256 nucleotides. NCBI's taxonomy places the organism in Eukaryota, Metazoa, Arthropoda, Insecta, Coleoptera, Nitidulidae. The record is from the annotation of a GenBank genome assembly.
GCGACAUAACCUCACCGUAUUGUGUACAAAUUUCGCAAAAAUGAGCAGAAAAGGAUACAACUGGAGGGCCAGGAAAGUCGUUGAGACAAUUAUCGAUGACUCCACAACGAAAAACAUUGAUUUGGAUAUAGCUGUAAAAGGUAGUUAUGAUGCUAGUAACGAGUUGGUUUUGCCUUCCAAGAAACGUAAAACUAAGAUUAAGAAGGAUAAUAUUAAGGUGACUAGGAUUUUGUCCAAGAAACAAAGGAAAAAGUAUGAGAAAAUAUUGGAGAAAAAGAAAAAACAAGAAGGGAGAGUGGCCCUAUUGGAAGCUCUACAGGAAGUAAGAGCAGGCCCUGAAGAGCUACAACAGCUAACUUCAUUGGUAUCUGUACAAACAAAAGGUUUAAAACGGUUGUUUCAAGAACGAGCAAACCCAGGCAAAUUUAACAAACCGAAAAAAGACCAAGCCUUGGUGACUGGGGAGGUUAAAUUGAACAGCCUGUCAGGCACAAAAAGAAGAAAAUUGACCACUGUAGAUUUAAAUGAACCGCAAAUAAAUGAUCCUAAUGUUGUUGGCUUUGAAGAAAGUGAAGAAUCAGAUGAAGAUAGUGAAGAUGAUUGUGAGGAGAUUAAGGAGAACAUCAUUAAAAAUGAAGAAAUAGUGGAGGAUGAUGAAGAAGUAGUAGAAGAGGAGACAGAACAAAAAGAUGAUGUAGUGGCACAAGAAGUAGUGAAAGAGGUGAUAGAGAUUAAAGAUGAUGAAGUAAAACAAGUGGAAAAUAGUGUUCAUGAAACGAAAAUUGAUAGGAAACCAGCAGUUUUUGUUGAUGUUAUACGGAAUGAAGAAAUUCAGGCUGCUAGGUUGAAACUGCCCAUUCUGGCUGAAGAACAGCAAAUAAUGGAGAUUAUUAAUGACAAUUCUGUUAUUAUUUUGGCUGGCGAGACUGGUAGCGGUAAAACCACCCAAGUCCCGCAAUUCCUAUACGAAGCCGGUUACGCUCUAAAAAAGCAAAUCGCCGUCACUGAGCCGCGCAGGGUUGCCGCUAUUUCGAUGUCGAAACGCGUAGCCGAGGAGAUGAAUUUGAGCACCAAAGAAAUCUCCUACUUGAUUAGGUUCGAAGGAAAUGCAACUGACGAGACCAAGAUUAAAUUCAUGACGGACGGUGUCUUGCUAAAAGAGUUGCAGAGCGAUUUUCUGCUGAGAAAGUACUCGGUGGUUAUACUGGACGAGGCGCACGAGCGUAGCGUGUACACCGACAUUCUCAUAGGGUUGCUAUCGAGGAUAGUGCCGUUGAGAGAGAAAAGAGGAGACCCCAUGAAGCUCAUAAUUAUGUCGGCCACUUUGCGUCUGGAAGACUUCACUUCCAACAAGCGCCUCUUCAAGAUAACCCCGCCUGUCAUCAAGGUGGACGCAAGACAGUUCCCGGUGACGAUCCACUUCAACAAGAGGACGAGUGAGGAUUAUUUGAAGGAGGCGUUCAACAAGGCUGUCAAGAUUAACACCACUCUGCCCGAAGGCGGGAUUUUGAUUUUUGUGACUGGUCAACGAGAGGUCAAGUCGUUGGUCAGGAAGCUGAGGAAGGCGUUUCCUUUGAAGCACAAGUCGAAGAUUCUCGAGAAAGAGAAGGAGGUUAAGGAUAGAGAGGCGAAGGGGGAGGAUGACGUGGCUGAUUCUGAUGUUGAGGAAGGCAUGAGGCACGCGCUACGCAACAAGAAGAAGAAAAAACUGAAAGUGAUCCCGCGGAUAAACCUGGACGACUACAGCCUGCCGGGAGACACGGAAACCGCCUCGGACGUCGAGGACGACCUCGACUCUGAUCGGGAGGAUUCCGACGUCGAGGUUUCCAUGGUGACCAACGCCCAACCGCUGUGGACGCUGCCCCUCUACUCGCUCCUCCCCUCGCACAAGCAGCAGAAGGUGUUCCAGCCUCCGCCUGCCGGAUGCAGGAUGUGCAUCGUCAGCACCAACGUUGCGGAAACGUCGCUGACGAUACCGAACGUCAAGUACGUCGUCGAUACCGGCAAGACGAAGGUUAAGCUGUACGAUAAGGUGACAGGCGUGACGAGUUACGUGGUGCACUGGACGAGCAAAGCUUCGUCCGAUCAGAGGGCCGGUCGAGCCGGUCGUACCGGUCCCGGCCACUGCUACCGGUUGUACUCCAGCGCCGUGUUCAACGACACCUUCCGGGAGUUUUCCCCGCCCGAGAUACAGCAGAAACCGGUCGACGACCUGUACCUGCAGAUGAAGUGCAUGAACAUCGACAAAGUGGUGAACUUUCCCUUCCCGACUGCGCCAGACUUGCUGCAGCUGAAGACGGCGGAAUCCAGACUGGAAACCUUAGGGGCUCUAACAGCCGGCACGGUUACAGCCUUGGGUAAAGCGAUCUCGAAGUUCCCGGUGUUGCCGCGUUACGGCAAGAUGUUGGCCCUGAGCCAUCAGCAGGAUCUUUUGCCUUACACGGUUUGCAUGGUGGCAGCACUGUCCGUGCAGGAAGUUCUUCUGGAAGUUCCGAUUUUGAACACCGGUCCUGAGGAGUUGAAGGCGGUCAGGCAAAAAUGGGCCGCCACCAGGAGACAGUGGGCCGGUCUGUGCAACUCGCUGCUCUUGGGGGACAACAUGGUGCUACUCAGGGCCGUGGGGGCGGCUGAGUACGCGAACUCGCAAGGUAAGCUGGAAAAAUUCUGCGACGAAAACGGCCUUCGAAUGAAGGCCAUAAUCGAAAUACGCAAGCUGCGCAUGCAACUUACCAACGAGAUAAAAAAAAAUCUGCCCGAGGCGGAAGUGACGGUCGACCCUAAAAUGCCGCCUCCCAACGACUUGCAAGCGAAAUUGCUGCGGCAGAUUUUGCUCAGCGGCAUGGGCGACCAAAUCGCUAAAAAAAUUGCGCCCGAGGAGGUCAAAGAGGGGGAGGAUAGGGUCAAGUUUAAAUACGCCUACCACGCCAAUAACAUGGAGGAGCCUGUAUUCCUCCAUCAGGGUUCUGUUUUGAGAAAGACGUUGCCAGAGUACGUUGUCUAUCAGGAGAUAUACGAAACCAAUAAAAUGUACAUGCGAGGCGUUACCGCUAUAGAACCUGAGUGGUUGGCUACCUACGUUCCAAGUCUGUGCAACUUGGGGGAGCCCCUAGACGAGCCCCCUCCAAGAUUCGACGAACCUUCGGGGAAGCUCUUCUGCACCGUUACAGGCACUUUUGGGUCCCAGGGUUGGUCGCUGCCCAGCAUAGAAGUACCUUUCCCGCAUACCAUAGAAGGUUUCAAGUGGUUUGCGCGGUUUGUACUCGAAGGAAAGGUGUGCAAGAAGUUGGCCAAGUACGGCGGGGUUCUGCUGAGUCAGCCUAGCAUUAUGGUGAAGAGCUGGGCCAAGUUGCAGCCUAGAACCGACGCGGUUUUAAAGGCCCUCAUCGGCAAGGAUGCCAUGACGAGACAGGGCUUGCUGGAGGUUUUCAGGGACGAGCCUACAUUCCUUCUACAAGAAUACCUCAAAUGGGUCCCGGAGUCUGCGCAUGGUGAAAUUACGCUGCUGUGGCCACCUAUCGGGUGAACUCGUAAGUUUUACUUUUUCGAUGUUAAAAUUUUUGUUCAUGAAAAAAAUAAUGUAGGUUAUAUAUACAUUUAAAAAAGUUAUCAUAUACAUAUAAAUUGUGAAUAGGUUAAUUUUAUUUGUUUAAAAAUACAUAUAUAUAUUUUAACAUUUAUCGUAUUGAUUUUUAAGUUCCUCCACUUUUUCCAAGGGUUUUUUUAAACAAUCUUUUACUUUACGCUGGAGUUUCUUUUCUUCCUUUCCAAUAUGCUUUUCCGUGGCUGUUAUUCCUUCCUCGGUUUUCUUAAUUUUCUUCGCGAGACAUUGUUCCUCUUCUGUGGGCGACUUGGGAAACUCCUGCUUGCAAAUUUUCCCCACGUUUUUCACGGAAUUCUUUAUCCGCUUCACUUGUUUCGGGACGUCCGGAUCUACAGUCAGGCCGUACGUGCAUUCGACUAUUUUCGACGGUUUGAACAGGUCGAUUUGCACCAGCACUAUUUUCAGGCACGUUUUUCUGUGGUCGUUGUCUAUGAUCUUCGGGUUUUUCAGGUAAAACUGGAUGGACUUCUGCAGGGCUUUUAGUUCGAAGGUUACGGUGUCCUUGACAUCCAUCACCUUAUUGGUCGCGUUAUGUUUUACAUUCUUCAUACUUUUUUCCAGAAUUUUUGAUUUUAAGUUUACAUGCCUUAACUUUUCCCGCACGCCAUCUUUUGGCGAACACCAAAUGUACUCGCACGUUGCCGACGCGUUCAAC